This is a messenger RNA of Artibeus jamaicensis (Jamaican fruit-eating bat), 4755 nucleotides long. It is a transcript of the gene FBXL17, whose product is annotated as F-box and leucine rich repeat protein 17. NCBI's taxonomy places the organism in Eukaryota, Metazoa, Chordata, Mammalia, Chiroptera, Phyllostomidae. Gene Ontology annotation, cellular component: SCF ubiquitin ligase complex. Gene Ontology annotation, biological process: SCF-dependent proteasomal ubiquitin-dependent protein catabolic process. The transcript is spliced from 9 exons. Gene Ontology annotation, molecular function: protein binding. The record is from RefSeq and is a predicted model, not a curated record. The coding region runs from base 1 to 2094 and encodes 697 amino acids.
AUGGGCCACCUUCUCUCGAAGGAGCCGCGUAACCGCCCGAGCCAGAAGAGGCCUCGCUGUUGCAGCUGGUGCCGCCGCCGCCGCCCUCUCCUCAGGCUGCCCCGCCGGACCCCGGCCAAGGCGCCCCCACAGCCGGCGGCGCCCCGGAGCCGGGACUGCUUCUUCCGCGGGCCCUGCAUGCUCUGCUUCAUCGUGCACAGCCCCGGCGCUCCCGCCCCCGCCGGCCCAGAGGAGGAGCCGCCGCUCUCGCCGCCGCCACGGGACGGGGCCUACGCCGCGGCCGCCUCCCCUCAGCACCUGGCGCGGCGCUGCGCGGCCCUGGCCGCCGAGGACUGCGCCGCCGCUGCCCGCCGCUUCCUACUCUCCUCGGCCGCCGCCGCCGCGGCCGCCGCCGCCUCGGCCUCGUCGCCCGCCGCCUGCUGCAGAGAGCUGGGGCUGGCUGCGGCCGCCGCCUGGGAGCAGCAGGGCCGGAGCCUCUUCUUGGCCAGCGUGGGGCCCGUGCGCUUCCUGGGGCCGCCCGUCGCGGUGCAGCUCUUCCGGGGGCCGCCGCCGCCGCCGCCGGCCGAUCCCCCCACGCCCCCUGAGAUGGUGUGCAAGCGGAAGGGGGCCGGGGUGCCCGCCUGCACCCCUUGUAAGCAGCCCCGCUGUGGCGGCGGGGGCGGCGGCGGCGGCGGCGGGCCGGCGGGAGGGGGCGCCUCGCCUCCGCGCCCCCCCGACGCCGGAGGCUGCCAGGGCUCGGAGCAGCCGCCGCCGCCACCUCUCUGCCCCCCGCCCGCGUCUCCCACUCCCGAUGGUGCCCCGGCCGAAGGCGGCGGGGACGCUGUCCGAGCGGGGAGCGCCGCCCCCUCGCCUGCCCAGCAGCAGCACGAAGGCGGCGACGCGGACUGUCAGGACCCCCGUGGAAACCCCUGCGACUGCCCUAGGGAGCCGCCCCCCGAAGCCCCAGACAUCAACCAGCUGCCGCCAUCCAUCCUGCUCAAGAUAUUUUCCAAUUUAUCCCUGGAUGAACGUUGCCUUUCUGCAUCGUUGGUUUGCAAGUAUUGGCGUGACCUUUGUUUAGAUUUCCAGUUUUGGAAGCAGCUGGAUCUUAGUAGUCGUCAGCAGGUUACUGAUGAAUUAUUGGAAAAAAUUGCAUCAAGAAGUCAAAAUAUAAUUGAAAUCAACAUUUCUGAUUGUCGAAGUAUGUCUGAUACUGGUGUGUGUGUUCUAGCAUUUAAAUGUCCUGGACUUCUUAGGUACACAGCCUACAGGUGUAAACAGCUUUCUGACACUUCUAUUAUUGCGGUUGCCUCUCACUGCCCUUUACUUCAGAAAGUUCAUGUGGGCAAUCAGGACAAACUAACUGAUGAAGGACUCAAACAGCUGGGCUCAAAAUGCAGAGAACUGAAAGAUAUUCAUUUCGGCCAGUGUUACAAGAUCUCCGAUGAAGGCAUGAUCGUCAUAGCCAAGGGCUGCCUGAAAUUACAAAGAAUAUACAUGCAGGAAAACAAAUUAGUGACAGAUCAAUCGGUGAAAGCGUUUGCUGAGCACUGUCCUGAACUUCGGUAUGUGGGCUUCAUGGGCUGUUCAGUUACUUCCAAAGGAGUCAUUCACCUAACUAAGCUAAGAAACCUUUCCAGCUUGGACCUACGUCAUAUCACUGAACUGGACAAUGAAACCGUGAUGGAAAUUGUCAAGAGGUGCAAAAACCUCAGCUCGCUCAAUCUCUGUCUGAACUGGAUCAUAAAUGACAGGUGUGUGGAGGUCAUUGCAAAAGAAGGACAAAACCUGAAAGAGCUGUAUUUGGUGUCCUGUAAAAUCACAGAUUAUGCACUGAUAGCCAUUGGGCGAUACAGCAUGACAAUAGAGACUGUGGAUGUUGGAUGGUGUAAAGAAAUUACAGAUCAAGGAGCCACCCUGAUUGCACAGAGCAGCAAGUCUCUCAGAUAUUUGGGGCUGAUGAGAUGCGAUAAAGUCAACGAAGUGACAGUGGAGCAGCUGGUGCAGCAGUACCCCCACAUCACCUUCAGCACCGUCCUCCAGGACUGCAAGAGGACCCUGGAGAGAGCCUACCAGAUGGGCUGGACCCCCAACAUGUCUGCCGCCUCCUCCUAACACUCCUGCCCAAGCUCAGCUCCGAUCCGUCGUUCGUUUGGCAGGGCAGAGAGGAGGUGUUGAUUUGGGGUCGGUGAUCUCUUGGGAGGGUUUUAACUGUCACCUGUCUGUGUGUGUACCCGAGUGUGUAUAUUUGUGUCUUGUUUGCAUACUGCAUAGCAUUAGUGCAAUUGCUGUUUAUUCCCAGGUGAGCUGAUGUUUUUCUUAAAAGUUAAAGAUUUUAAAAGGUACAAACCUUUCCUUUGUUAAGUUCAAAGGCUUAUUUCUCAAAAAAAAAAUGUUUCUACCAUGGAAUCAAAAUAUUGAGUCUAUUAUUUUGAGCUUCUAAUUCCUGCCACUUGGUGAUGUCCCAAAAUGAAGGCAACUGCUUUCUUUCAUGGUGAGAUAGACCUGUGUGCUUCUGCUGAUGACAACCAGAACGUAAGUGAUGUUCCACUGGUUAGAAGUCUGGAAACCAGAAAUUUUCAAAUUUUCAUGCACAUGUGCACCCACACGCUCACCAGGGCAGUUUCUUUCUAGAUUGUUUUCUGACGCAGGGGCCCUUCUCCAGACCCCCGAGAGAGCCUGCCAUCCACUACGGCUCUGCCCAGCCCGCUGUUCCCACAGGUGGCCCACCUGCUGUCUGGCAGGUGACCUAGGGACUAGAGAGGAUAAAUCCUUUUGUGACAUUUUUAUAUGGAGGCAGCAAUCCCCUGGCCAGCUCACAAAAGUUAAUUAUUCAUUUACAAAUGUGUUCUGUUGAAUAUUUUAGUUGAGUUUUAUUUCAACAUUGUGUUAGCUUUUACUUCAUGGGUAGUAACUGGUCUGGAUAUAUUUUAAUGAUAUUUGGAGCCAAUCUUACCAUUGUUCACAUUAAAGCCACCAAUGUAAUUAAUAGUGUGAAGUUAUUUUUUAAAAAAUCUACAGAUCAUUUAAUUAUUUUUGUUAAUUUGGGUAAUUAUGAAAUUACAUUUCUGAGAUUUGGGGGUAGUCACAUUAAUAGAACAUUGAGUGAGAUAUAAGUAGACAGUCUUUUCCUUUGCUUUGCUUUCAGUUUUAGAACAUGUUUUUUGGUUAUGUGCAUGUUAUUUUUUGGAUAGUUCUUAUGCUACUGCAAAGAGCUAUUGCUGGUUAAUGUGUGAGUUAAGAAAAAUUAUAAAAUUCUUUCAUUAAAAUUGUUUAAACUUGUCAGAAAUAAGCAUUUCUUUGUUUAAAGAUGAACACUCUUCGGUUAAAAUAUCUAUUGGUAAAUGAAUAUAUGUUUUGAUUUCACACAUCUUUAGAAUUAAUUCAUAGUAAGGACUCAGGCUCAUAUAACCUUUCCUGUGUGUAGAUUUAUAAUGAAGACAGCAGGGAGCCUUUUUAUGCUCAAGAGUGAUUAUCUUUCCCAGUAGAGCUAGAUACAAAACCCUGACUGGUGCGUUUGCUAUUUAUUCUUCCCCAGUGUGGACAUGGCUGUGUGUUGGUCUUUACCAGGUAUACUAAGGUUUGAGAUUCACUUUCUAUAAGUCCCAAUAUUGUAAAAUGAGACUAGCUGUAAGGAACAAAAAAUAGCUUUGCAUUUAAAUGCCCUUCACUUAUUUAUAAUGACUUUCAAAAAUGUAAACAGCUGUUUCUUUUGAUUAUGUCAACAUGUUUCUGAUGUGGCUUUUUUUCUUUUAAUCCAAAUCAGUUAGGAAAAUCUAGUCAGUACCCACCAAGGGUAUUUUUUCCGUCACUAAAUGGAUUGCUAAUUUAAUUUGAAGGGAAUAAAGUUUGUGUAAAGAAAAACAGCUGUUUACUAUUAAUAAACUGUGGUUCUUCUUACACAUCAAACUGUAUUGUUUUCAUUUCCCCUCCACUGAAAAAUAUCUUAAAUCAUAAUAUUUUAACUGGUUUUUAAUCCAAUACUAAUUUAUAAGGCAGUAUGUAUAGUAAUAGUAGCUUAAGUGAAUAAGCAGAAGUUUAGUUUUUAUAUAUGUCACACUAUAUUUUAAAUAGUUAAAGAUAAAGAAGGGAGCACCAUCGAUGGUGUCAUUUCAUUUCAAAGUUGUAAUGAUCUUUGGAGUGUCACAGUUUGGUUGUCGAGUGGCUUCAGAAGUGUGUAACUGACUUUUUAAAACGUUGCAUUGUUUGAACCUUCAGUACAGCACUAUAAACAUGCUUUCGCUUGGGUAGGGAGGGUGGGGGGAAUUGCACUUAUUCUUUAAAAUGUUGACUAAUCCAGAAAGCCUGAUGCAGCAUAGCCUGGAAAACUGCUUUGGUGUAUUUGUAGAAAUCUAUAGAAAUAUCACAUCCAGCCUCAAAGCAUUCAUCUCAAAAGAAAAAAAAACCCAACCAGAAAAAGCAUUACCUUGAGUGAUCCUGUGAUGGUUGUUAAAUGUGUUCUUAUUAGAUGCUUUGAAAUGAGGCUUAAAAUGAUUUUUCUGGGCAAUGUAGAGUUUCUUUCUUCCUCCUUUUCUUUUCAGCUUAGAAUGUCAUAAAUGUAUGUGAACACAUUUAAUGCAGGGCUUUUUAUCCUCUCCAAAAUGUCAACAGUAUUUUCAGAAUAAAGACUAUGAAAUAUAUUGCUGUAGUAGAAAAUUCUGGUCCCUUGUCUUAAAUGUCUUUUUGAGUGGAUAAAGGAAAUUUAACUGGUUUGUAGUUUCUAUAUUUCUGUGAAUCUUUUGACCUUGCAAUGGGUUGCAAUAAAAGAGAAACAAA